Messenger RNA from Puccinia graminis f. sp. tritici CRL 75-36-700-3, 942 nucleotides. RefSeq lists its product as uncharacterized. NCBI's taxonomy places the organism in Eukaryota, Fungi, Basidiomycota, Pucciniomycetes, Pucciniales, Pucciniaceae. The transcript is spliced from 3 exons. The record is from RefSeq and is a predicted model, not a curated record. Bases 1 to 942 code for a protein of 313 amino acids.
AUGUCGGUGUUAGGUAAAGAUCCAGACUCCAACAUGCAAGUUGCAAACCUGGAGAACCUACCCUUCUACAUGGAAGAUGUCAAUAUCAAACCGGUCAUCCCACUGCCAACUAGCAUCGGCGACUCUUGGGAAAAGAUCAGAGCCCAGUUGCUCCGACGCUCCACUUCUCACAUGCAAUUCCGAGCAAUGUGGGAUGGAUUCAGUCACAAUGAUUGGUGCAAACUCAAAAGUCAGAAGGAACUCAACGUCAUGAUCAUCCUGAUCCAAGCACUAGGAGAAGGGAAAUCAGCCCUCCUCCAACUAGCCAAAGACCGUGUUGACUGGCCAAACAAAUACGUGAUUCAACUAUCCCCAACUGAUGCACUCCAGCUCCCAAGCUUUGAAAACCGCUUGCAAGGUGUCUUCUACGGCACAGAAGGCAGGAAGUCAGCGUACGUUUGGAAUCUAAUGCCGGUCUUCAAAGCUGAAGAACUCCACCUUGUUGGACGCUUCCUCAAGCUCAAAGCCCACUUACCUGCCUGUGGUCCGAUCAACCCCCAAGACAAUAAGAAAAGUUUAACAGUAUCCCGACCUAUAACGGUGACCUUACCUUUUUUUAUCACGUCUAUUCCAACCAGGGAAGUGCCAAUGAAGCUCUGGAAGAGCCCCAACAACAACCACUUACAAGGUAUGGUCUGUGGCCAUCCUGUCCAACUCAAACUCCUCUCAGCCUGCCAAACUUGCGGCUCUGAGGAUCACAACGUUGCCCACUGCCUCUACACCGACCAUCUCUUGGGUGCACCUGCCAUACCGGAGAGUCGGACAACGAGAUUAUGGAAAUCAGUAACAUUCCUGAACCAAUCUCCAAGAAGAAAAAAGAAAGCCUAUAAACCGGCAUCUGAAGUAUCCACCAUCAAACAACGUGGUAAUGGUUGUCCAGUUGCCUCUUCCUCCCUUGAGUAA